This is a messenger RNA of Passer domesticus (house sparrow), 6146 nucleotides long. RefSeq names its product BRI3 binding protein (gene BRI3BP). Bases 36 to 758 code for a protein of 240 amino acids. NCBI's taxonomy places the organism in Eukaryota, Metazoa, Chordata, Aves, Passeriformes, Passeridae. The transcript has 3 exons. The record is from RefSeq and is a predicted model, not a curated record. Gene Ontology annotation, cellular component: mitochondrion.
GCGGGCGGCGCUGCGGCGGGCGCGGCGGGGCGGCCAUGGCGGCGGCGCGGCGGGUGCAGCUCCGGGCGCAGCUGCUGCUGCUGCUGCUGCUGCUGCUCGGCGCGGCGGGGCCCGGCGCUCGGGCCGCGCGGAGCCGCGGCGCCGACCGCCAGAACAGCCUGCGCCGCGCCGCCAGCGGCCUCUACCAGGGCGUCAGCGGCCUCUUCGGCGAGGACAACGUGCGGGCCCUGCAGAAGUUUUUCUCAAGGUUGACAGAGAGGUUUGUGAAUGGGGUGGAUGUAUUAAUGGACACAUUCUGGAGAAUAUGGACUGAUUUGUUAGAUGUUCUUGGAAUUGAUGCCUCCAACCUGACUCAUUAUUUCAGCCCAGCAGCCAUUGCCAACAACCCGACCCGCGCCCUCCUGCUGAUCGGUGCCAUUUUGCUGGCCUACUGGUUUUUAUCUCUCUUCCUUGGAUUCUUCUUCUAUCUCCUGCACAUGCUGUUUGGCCGCUUCUUCUGGAUCGCCAGGGUGGCCCUGUUCACCCUGUCCUGUGUGUACAUCCUGCAGAAGUACGAGGGCGACCCGGAGCACGCCGUGCUGCCCCUCUGCUUCGUCGUCGCCGUCUACUUCAUGACGGGGCCCGUUGGCUUUUACUGGAGGAGGAACAGCAACAGCAGCCUGGAGGAGAAGAUGGACCACCUGGAUAGUCAGAUCAGGCUGCUGAACAUCCGCCUUUCCAGGGUGAUUGAGAACCUGGACAGGGGCACUGAGCAAUGAGCCCGGCCCUGCUGAGCACUGCACACCAGCUCUGGAAAAAUCCUAAGCACUGUCUCAUCCGAAGUGACGAAGCAACAAAACAUCACAUGGUAAAAAGUGUGCAAAGUUAUAACUUCUCAUCGUGUCUAAGACUAAUUUAUCUAGGUUAAACACUCAGCCGUUAGACUUCUAGGAGAAAGAAAAAAAACAUUUACAAAAUUCAGCUGUAUAUUCAGAGUUUUAUCCAGUACUAGAAUUUUCUCAGUAGAUAAACGCUUACUUUUACAAGCAUUUAAAAACAUCUUUUGUAAAGUUUUUAUAAGAGCAAAUUGAGUAGUCUUUCAGAUAUUGAAAUUGAGUUAAACAUAUGCAAAUUUGACACUUUAACAGUUAAAAAGAAAAAAAAAAUCUCAAGCUACCAAGCACUUCCAUUGAGAAGUAACUGCUGUGGGUCCAUAUUUUUUCUUCAGAGUUGUGAAUGUUUUUGUGUUUUUGUUGGCUUAUUUCAUUGCCUUGAAGUUGCCUUUCAUAGAGUAUCAGAUGAGGAAUUUUCUGGUAUCCAGGCCAAAAAAUUCUCACCAUAGCUUUUAACAGGAGGUGGGGAAUGAGGGAGAAGGAAGAUCUGAAGUCCUUAAAUGCCAGUCCAAUGUGAGGAAGCACACGUGUGGCAUUUUACCAUUGCAUUUCAUCCCGAGAACUUUAAUUUGUUAGUGUCUGGAAGGAAGUCUGCUUUAAUAAAUUGGCACAGAAGGAAGACGUAGCGUGACAAAUUGUAAUUCAUAUUUGAUCUGCACAGUGAAGCAUUUUCCAAGCUUAAGUGCACAGAGUAAAACAUGGUUUUUAAUCUCAGGACCCACGUACCUUCUCAGAAAAGGCAGCAGUUAAAACACGUGCAAAUGUAUUGUUGCUUAAAGCUUUCUCAGGACCAAUCAGCGGCAAUAAAUUAUCUUCAGGAAGAUCUGGAUUUUUUUCUAAAAUUACAAUAGUUUUAUAGGAGCUUUUUGCCUGAAGUCUAUGUCCUCAUGAGGUUUUGGGAAAAGCGAGUCACCUUUAGGAGGAGGGUGUAGGAAACGGUUCUCUUUCAAAGCAGUGGAGCUUUGGAGCAAUUUUAUUUUGCAGGAUUUCUGUGUUUCUUAGAAGCUAACGAGCUUGGUAGGGCAUCACUGGCUGUGCUGGUUUACUGAAACAAAGGGAACCUCAGGGAAGGAAGCCUGGGAUGUGGCUUCACCUGGAAACAGCAGCAUCCAAGGACACAGAUGUGAGCAGGGAGGGGAAGCACCCGCCCCUAGUGACGAGCACAGUUCUGGCACCACCAGGGGUAGGAUGGAGCACAGCUGGAGCAUUCCAUAUUCCAUAGGGUCCAAAAGAACAACUGCAUCAAAAAGCGCAACAAAAAUUGGUCUGGGAUGGGGCCUGGCUACCAGGCAAGGGAACCAGGAGGAGGAGGAGGAGGAGGGUCCCCAGCUGUGCCUGCCAGUGCCAGCUCCAGUGGGCUGAGCACAGCUUGUUCUUCCACUGGGCAAAGCCUCUGGGUGUGAUGCUUAACUGAAUGUAACUGUGGGGCAAGUUUCUGUUUCUCUUCAUGCUGAAGUUCCGUGUUCUUCUUGAAAUGUGUGUGUUACUUGCCUGACCUCUUUGGGUCUGUGUGUGGCAUUUCCAUGGGGGUUAUUUUUAAAUCCAUGUCAAUGGCCUUUACUCCUGGUGAUCACUUUGGUUCAACAAGGUUGAAGUUCAUAUGCACUUGGCACAGUCGGAAUGUGUUUUAAUUUUUUAUGUCACCUGUAAAUCCCCCUGCACCCCAUUUAUUAACAAGUACAUGGUUUAGAGUUGUUAAAUAACUGGUUAUCACAAUUUAGAAUCUUUCCUGUGAUCAAACAGGGACUAUGGCAAAAAAUAGUCCAUUUUGUAAAGCUGAAAAUAUGAAUUACAGGAAAUUAAUUUUUUCAGCUCAUUCUCCAUAGUAUUACAGAGUCUUCCCUGUAUUACUCAGUGAGAACUGAGUAUUACAGACUCAGUUCUCGCUGCUGUUGUGCACAGAGGACUGGGCUAAAACACCAACCUGGAAAUUGGGAAUUGACCAGUAAAGCUUGUCAGGUCUUGAUGUGUUUUGCCAAAUUUGAGACCUGAGGACCAAAGUUUGCAAACCUCGCUCGUGUCAGUGGCUCCAUGGCCUUCUUAGGACAAUGUGCAUGGGUCAGUUUGCAUAGGUUGUAUUUUGUCUAAUCCAUAUUUAACUUCAAAGUUAAAAAUACUGAACAUUUCUAUAUUAAGAGUUGUCUAUGAUAAAGGUUUCUUUGAAAGUAUUAUAUAAAAGUUAAUUUGGAUUAUAGUUUCUCCCUGUCUCACUCUAAUAAUUUAUCUUACUUUUGUAAAAUCGGCCCUCCUAUAUUAAUACUGUUUAUUUCGAUCACCCUGCUGCUUGAAAAAUGCUAUUUUUAUAUUUACUUGCAUCCCAUGUAUAGCAAAAUAUUAUGUGAAAAGCAGUAUAUAUAAAAUUGGGUAUUUUUAAUCAGUAUUUUUCCCAGCACUCAGUUUUCACGUUAGUCAAAUUCAGAAGUAAUGAUUUUUUUAAAGCACAAUCUAAUCUUCAGUAUAUAUAUAUAAAUAUAUAUAUAUAAAUAUAUACUUUAAAAUGCUCUGUAUUUUUAAACAUGCACUGUAGUGAAAGCGCUUUUGGGGACAUGAAUGUGGUAUUGUAUUUGAUCUCUUUCAACUUUUGUAAAUACCUUUUACAAGUAUUUUCCAUACCGGGCCAUCUAGUUUAUCCACGGAGGUUUUUGCUGUUUUUUAGAAACCCGUGCCAGUGGCUGCCCUGCUUUUGUGUCCCACAGAGCACCUCGGGGACAGGCAGGGCUCUGUGUCACCUGUGAGCCUGGCAGUGCCACCUGCAGGGGUGGCACUGGAGGGAUCCUCAGCAGUGACACCUGCAGGGUGGCACUGGGACAAACCUCAGCAGUGACACCUGCAGGGGUGGCACUGGGACAAACCUCAGCAGUGACACCUGCAGGGUGGCACUGUGACAAACCUCAGCAGUGACACCUGCAGGGUGGCACUGGAGGGAUCCUCAGCAGUGACACCUGCCCAGGAGAGGGGUGGCACUGGGACAGCCCUCAGCAGUGACACCUGCCCAGGGCAGGGGUGGCACUGGGACAAACCUCAGCAGUGACACCUGCAGGGGUGGCACUGGGACAGCCCUCAGCAGUGACACCUGCCCAGGGCAGGGGUGGCACGGGACAUUCCUGGUAGCUUUGGCCUUUUGCUGUGACCUCACGGAGCUCUGCCCCAGCCACAGCUGCAGGGAGCUGCUGCAGGGGCCCAGGUGACACAGGGACGGGCCCAGGUGACACAGGGACGGGCCCAGGUGACACAGGGACGGGCCCAGGUGACACAGGGACAGCCCCAGCUGGCAGCUCCUGCAGGACAGACCCUGCCCCUGGACCUUGCUGCAGGAGGUCCCAGCCCUGUGUGAGCAGGGCACAGGUGCUGAGGAGGGCUCUGCUGAGGGCAUCGGGAGCUCCACGGCCUUCCAGGGGCCCUCACCUGCCUGCUCUGGGACCAGCUGUGCAACCCUGCAGGGUUCUUCCUGUUCUUGAAGCUUUUCACCUGCCUGCUUUGGGACUCAGCCUUUGGAACCCUGCAGGGUUCUUCCCAUUCCUGAGGGUUUUACCUGCCUGCUGUGGGACCAGCCUCUGGAGCCCUGCAGGGUCUUGAAGGUUUUCACCUGCCUGCUUUAGGACUCAGCCUUUGGAACCCUGCAGUGCUUUUCCCAUUCUUGAAGGUUUUCAGCUGCCUGCUGUGGGACCCAGUUUUGGAACCCUGCAGGGUUCUUCCUGCUCUCAAGGGUUUUACCUGCCUGCUCUGGGACCUUGCAAUGUUUUUCCCGUUUUUGAAUCUUUUCACUUGCCUGCUCUGGGACCAGCUUUGCAAUCCUGCAGGGUUCUUCCCAUUCCUGAGGGUUUUCACCUGCCUCCUCUGGGACUCCGCCUUUGAACCCUGCAGUGUUUUUCCCAUUUCUGAAUGUUUUCACCUGCCUGCUUUAGGACUCAGCCUUUGGAACCCUGCAGGGUUCUUCCUGCUCUCGAGGGUUUUCACCUGCCUGCUCUGAGACCAGCUUUGCAAUCCUGCAGGGUUCUUCCUGCUCUGGAGGGUUUCAGCUGCCUGCUCUGGGACUCAGCCUUUGAAUCCUGCAGUGUUUCUCCCAUUUUUGAAUCUUUUCACCUGCCUGCUCUGGGACCCAGCCUCUGGAACCCUCCAGGGUCUUGAAGGUUUUCACCUGCCUGCUUUAGGACUUAGCCUUUGCAAUCCUGCAGUGUUUUUCCCAUUCUUGAAGGUUUUCACCUGCCUGCUUUAGGACUCAGCCUUUGCAAUCCUGCAGUGUUUUUCCCAUUCUUGAAGGUUUUCAGCUGCCUGCUGUGGGACCCAGUUUUGGAACCCUGCAGUGUUCUUCCUGCUCUCAAGGGUUUUACCUGCCUGCUCUGAGACCCAGUCUUUGAACCCUGCAGUUUUUCUCCCAUUUUUGAAUAUUUUCACCUGCCUGCCGUGGGACCCAGCCUUUGAACCCUGCAGCUUUUUCCCAUUUUGGAUGUUUCCAGCUGCCUGCCGUGGGGCCCAGCCUCUGGAGCCGUGCCGUCCCCCUCGGGCUCCUGUGGGCACACCCCUGCAGAUACCCGGUGUCCUGUGGAGUGUGACUCUUUCCCAGUGCUUUGGGCGUCAGGGUGCAGUGUACAAACCUGCUGUGGCUCCGUGCUGUGCUUCUGCUCGUCCUUCCCUUCGUGGUGUGCUUCUCGAGGCUCGUUGCGUCGUCGCUGUGGAAAAUGCCCAGUAUCAACCUUAGCUCUUCGGUGGUGUGGAAGUGUUCAAGUGUGGUUUGCCUCUCAUACUGAUCCGUAUUUGGCAGCUAGUGACCAUGAGUUCUCUUUGUCUGGGUUGGAAAGUAAAAGGUUUUAUUGUAUCCGCAUGUAUUUUGAACUUUUUUGGAUAAUUCCAUCGACCUGUGAUGGCAGCACAUGUAAAAACCGAUCUUUUCCUUUUAUUCAGAAGUUCUAUUUGCUGUGGUAGCACUUGUUGUGGGCACUGAUGGUGGUGAUUUCACAUCCUGUUCUGUGCAUCAGGUUUCAUGAUUACAGUGUUUAAGUUUGUACAAUUGUUUAUGUAAAAAUGAUUUGGUCUGGAGGGAUGCUGUGAGUUCACUUCUGAUCCCAGACACACACGAGAUCCCACUGGUAACCCUGUUUAGUAGUUACAGCUGUACCAGACUUAUUUUCUACAGAGCUUUACAUGCCUUUAUUUAUUCCUUUAUCGGACCACCCAAACCAUGUACUCCGUAGCUCAGCAUUUGUAGACCAGGUUCACAAAUCAGCCUAAGGUAUCGUGGUAAAGCUUCGAAUAAAUGUUUACUGAGACUUUGCA